GUCGCUACCAUGUUGAGUGGCUACUCCCACCUGGUCUUGGCAGUUCAUAUCAUCACCUUCCUGACAGGCCUUCCCACCAACAUCCUGGCCUUCUAUACUUUCAGCCUGAAGGUGCGACAGAAGCCAGCACCCAUCGACAUCCUUCUGCUCAAUCUGACUGUUUCCGAUCUCAUCUUUCUCAUCUUCCUACCCUUCCGCAUGAAAGAGGCAGCAGAUGGAAUGAAGUGGUACAUGCCGGACUUCCUGUGCCCACUGUCUGGCUUCCUGUUCUAUGCCACCAUCUACAACAGCACCUUCUUUCUUACAGGCGUCAGCGUGGAACGCUACCUAGGAGUUGCUUAUCCCAUCCGGCACAAGCUCAGUCGCCGGCCUCUAUACGCGGUGAUAGCCAGCAUCUUCUUCUGGGUAUUCUCCCUCACGCAGCUGAGCAUUGUUUACAUUGUACCCUACUACAACCCUCAAGGUGAUGGAAUGUUUCCCACACCUGUCCCCCAGAACAUCUGCUACGAGAACUUCACAAACGAACAGCUGAAAGUCCUGCUGCCUGUACGCCUGGAGCUUUGCCUGGUACUCUUCUGCAUCCCCUUCCUCAUCUGCAGUUUCUGCUACAUCAACUUUGUCCGUAUCCUGUGCAAACUGCCCCACAUUAGCCGGCGGAGGAGGCAGCGGGCCAUAGGGCUGUCCCUGGGGACGCUUGUGGUGUUUGUUCUGUGCUUUGGGCCCUAUAAUGUGUCUCACGUAGUGGGCUUUGCAACAGACAGUAGCCCCUAUUGGCGGAACAUUGCACUCAUCUUCAGCACCUUCAACGCCUGCCUUGACCCCUUCAUUUUCUAUUUCUCGUCCUCAGCUGUGCGCAAAGCACUUCGUCGCUUGUUUGCAAACUUGCUGGGGAGGCUGAAGGUGCCUACGUGUAACCGGCCUUCCUGCUGCUCCUCAUUGGCAGACUCACAGACAGACAAGGACCUUGAGCUGAACCCAAAUGAAGGCAGUGCUGUGUAA
Scleropages formosus (Asian bonytongue) is the source of this 999-nucleotide messenger RNA. RefSeq names its product free fatty acid receptor 2-like. Gene Ontology annotation, cellular component: plasma membrane. Gene Ontology annotation, molecular function: G protein-coupled receptor activity. The transcript has a single exon. Lineage: Eukaryota; Metazoa; Chordata; Actinopteri; Osteoglossiformes; Osteoglossidae. Gene Ontology annotation, biological process: cellular response to fatty acid; G protein-coupled receptor signaling pathway. The record is from RefSeq and is a predicted model, not a curated record. Bases 10 to 999 code for a protein of 329 amino acids.